AGAAAAAACUCUUUCUCGCUGCGCUUAAGGCAGAACAAUGUAUUGUUUUGGUGGCUACUUUGUACAUUCAUAAACUGAGGCUUUGAUUAAUACGCGGUAGUGUUUGCUACUUAGAUCUUUUGUAGAUAGAAGCAGGAAAGAAGUUGGACACGUGCCAAUUUACAUAUGGGGCUCAUUUAGAAAAUUAUAGCUAGUGUUGGUAUGCCGAACGUUUAGUGUGUGUUCAGGAAAAGCGGGAAAGAGGAAGGAACGGAACACAAAGGAGUAGGAAGGAGCAGCGGUUUAUUUGCAUGCAGCCAGUGGGCAACGCGCCCUUGCUCUUUUGGCAGACUUUCAAAAAACCGAGGAAAAGUGGCUCUGGUGCUGCUGUAACUGGGUCCUGUAGUGAAAAUGGCUGUGACAAUUGAACGAAUUUUAAGAGGCAGGAAGAUCGGUUUAGUGUCAGCUGCAAUUAGAUAAUCAGAGCUUUCAAGUCCUCUCCGCGGAUGCCUCCCCCCGCCCCUCCCGCUGGAGGGGGUGAUCGGCUCCCUCCCGGGAAGGGAAGGGCAACGCCAGCUCCUGCCCCGCGGGCGCCUGCAGGUCGCCGGGCGCAGCCAGCACGGAGCCUCCCGGUGACGACAGCCGGCGGCCCGGGGCGCGCGGCGACAGGGUGGAGCUGAGAACCCGCGCUGCCCUAGAUGCGGGCGCCCGGGCGUUCGGCGCGCAAGAAAUCGGCCACAGCGGGCUGGCAGAGCAUUAUGAAAGUUCCCACUGGGGACAGCAGCCCACUUACAGGAGCGAAGCCAACGGCAGCUGGGAUAAAGUGAUAAUAGACAGGACCGAUAAGGAGGCGUGGCCUUCCAUCACGGGAACAGAGGCUGAAUCUGCCUCAGAAUGUACGACAGACACUGACUGUACCUCCAGCUGUGGCUCAGAGAACAGUAGCAUGGCUACAGGGAGUGCCCAGGGCAGCUUCACUGGACAUACCAAGAAGACGAACGGCAAUAAUGGCACCAACGGCGCACUCGUCCAAAGCCCUUCUAAUCAGAGUGCCCUUGGGGCGGGGGGAGCAAACGGUAAUGGAAAUGCAGCCAGAGUGUGGGGCGUAGCCACGGGCUCCAGCUCCGGCCUGGCUCACUGCUCCCUCAGUGGUGGGGAUGGAAAGAUGGACAACAUGAUCGGAGAUGGGAGAAGUCAGAAUUGCUGGGGUGCUUCCAACUCCAAUGCUGGCAUUAAUCUUAACCUUAAUCCCAAUGCCAACCCAGCUGCCUGGCCUGUACUUGGACAUGAAGGAACUGUGGCGACAGGCAACCCUUCCAGUAUUUGCAGUCCAGUCAGUGCCAUAGGUCAAAACAUGGGCAACCAGAAUGGGAACCCAGCGGGCACUUUAGGUGCUUGGGGAAACUUGCUGCCGCAAGAGAGCACAGAACCACAAACGUCCACUUCUCAGAAUGUGUCUUUCAGCGUACAACCUCAGAACCUUAACACUGAUGGACCAAAUAACACUAACCCCCUGAACUCUUCACCAAACCCUAUCAAUGCAGUGCAGACAAACGGACUGCCAAACUGGGGCAUGGCUGUUGGUAUGGGGGCCAUCAUCCCGCCCCACCUGCAAGGCCUUCCUGGUGCUAACGGAUCAUCAGUUUCUCAAGUCAGUGGGGGUGGCAGCGAAGGAAUCAGCAGUUCUGUGUGGGGACUGUCCCCAGGUAACCCUGCCACAGGAAAUAGCAAUUCUGGGUUCAAUCAGGGGAAUGGCGACACUGUGAACUCGGCAUCAAGUGCUAAGCAGAAUGGCUCCAGCAGUGCUGUGCACAAGGAGGGAAACGGAGGGAACGCAUGGGAUUCGGGACCUCCUGCCGGUCCUGGCAUCCUCGCCUGGGGGCGGGGCAGUGGCAACCAUGGCGUCGGUAACCUCCAUUCGGGAGCUUGGGGCCACCCCAGCCGAAGCCCCUCUAACGGGGUGAACGGGGACUGGGGAAAGCCCCCAAACCAGCAUUCCAGUAGCGACAUCAAUGGGAAAGGAUCAACAGGGUGGGAGAGUCCUAGUGUCGGCAGCCAGAAUCCUGCCACGCAGCCUGGCAGCGAACACACGAACUCUUGGGCCAAAGCUGCAUCUUCUGGAACGACAGCAAGUGAAGGAAGCAGCGACGGUUCUGGCAGCCACAACGAAGGAAGCGCUGGGAGGGAAGGAACAGAAGGCCGAAGGCGAGACAAAGGGAUUCUAGACCAAGGGCACAUCCAAUUGCCAAGGAACGAUCUUGACCCAAGAGUUCUGUCUAAUACUGGUUGGGGACAGACUCCAGUAAAGCAAAACACUGCCUGGGAAUUUGAAGAAUCCCCAAGGUCUGAGAGAAAGAAUGACAAUGGGACAGAGGCCUGGGGUUGCGCAGCUACUCAGCUUUCAAACUCAGGGGGGAAGAACGAUGGGUCCAUCAUGAACAGUACAAAUACCUCUUCAGUAACGGGGUGGGUCAGCUCACCACCUGCUGCUGCGCCAGCAAACACAGGUUGGGGAGACAGCAGCAGCAAAGCGCCAAAUGGCCCCGGGGUUUGGGGGGACACGAUAAGCUCUACUGCUGUUAGUAAUGCUGCUGCGGCCAAGAGUGGCCACGCUUGGAGUGGGACCGUAAAUCAGGAGGACAAGUCGCCCACCUGGGGUGAGCCUCAAAAACCCAGAGCUCAGAACUGGGGAGACGGACACAAAGCGAAUCCCGCCUGGAGCGCAGGAGGGGGAGAUUGGGCAGACUCGUCUUCUGUCCUCGGACACUUGGGGGAUGGGAAAAAAAACGGCUCUGGAUGGGAUGCUGACAGCAAUCGAUCAGGGUCUGGCUGGAACGAGGCUCCAAGGUCUGGGACCAGUGGCUGGGGCAAUGGCACAAAUGCAAAGGUGAAUCCAGGGACAAGCUGGGGAGAGUCUUUAAAGCCUGGCCCGCAACAGAACUGGGCGAGCAAACCCCAAGACAGCAGCGCGAGUAACUGGGGAGGAGCCACUUCCGUUAAACAGACAGGAACAGGGUGGAUUGGGGGGCCGGUCCCUGUCAAACAGAAGGACAGCAGUGAGGCCACGGGCUGGGAGGAACCUUCCCCGCCAUCUAUUAGACGCAAAAUGGAAAUUGAUGACGGUACCUCAGCUUGGGGCGACCCGAGCAACUACAACAAUAAAACUGUAAACAUGUGGGACAGAAACAACCCGGGCAUCCAGAGCAGUGCCUCGGUCAGCACCACCACCAGCACCAGCACCACCACCGCGAGCACCAACGCAAACGUGGCUGAGGCGCCCCCGACGCACCAGGCCAGCGCCCAGCUGAACCGAUCGCCACUGCUCGGUCCAGUUUCGUCAGGCUGGGGAGAAAUGCCUAAUGUUCAUUCAAAGGCUGAAAACUCUUGGGGAGAGCCAUCCUCCCCUUCUACCCUGGUUGAUAACGGCACAGCAGCAUGGGGCAAGCCGCCCAGCAGCGGCAGCGGAUGGGGGGACCAGCCCACCGAGCCGGCGGUGACGUUUGGAAGAGCCGGCGCCCCCGCUGCCGCCCCAACCCUGUGCAAACCAGCUUCAAAAUCUAUGCAAGAAGGCUGGGGCAGCGGCGGGGACGAUGCGAACCUCGGUGCCGGUCAGUGGGAAGACGAGGAUGGGGGCAUGUGGAACAACGCCGCUUCCCAAGAAAGCACCUCCUCCUGCAGUUCCUGGGGGAACGCCCCCAAAAAAGGACUCCAAAAGGGCAUGAAAACAUCUGGCAAGCAGGACGAGGCCUGGAUCAUGACCCGGCUGAUCAAACAACUCACAGACAUGGGCUUCCCGAGAGAGCCAGCUGAAGAGGCCUUGAAGAGUAAUAAUAUGAAUCUUGACCAGGCCAUGAGCGCUCUGCUGGAAAAGAAGGUGGACGUGGACAAGCGUGGACUGGGAGUGACCGACUACAAUGGGAUGGUCACCAAGCCCCUUGGCUGCCGCCCACCGAUCUCCAAAGAGUCUUCCGCAGACCGCCCCACCUUCCUGGACAAGCUCACGCUUUCUUUCCCCAAUCAGGAUGGCGGCCUCGUGGAAGAGCCCACGACUUCACCAUUUUUGCCUUCACCAAGCCUGAAGCUCCCCCUUUCCAACAGUGCACUCCCUAAUCAGGCCCUGGGCGGGAUUGCCUCAGGGCUGGGCAUGCAAAACUUGAAUUCUUCUAGACAGACACCGAGUGGCAACCUGGGCAUGUUUGGCAGCAGCGGAGCAGCCCCAGCGAGGACCAUGCAGCAGCCGCCACAGCCGCCCGUGCAGCCCCUGAGCUCCUCCCAGCCCAGUCUCCGUGCUCAAGUGCCUCAGUUUCUAUCCCCUCAGGUUCAAGCACAGCUUUUGCAGUUUGCAGCAAAAAACAUUGGUCUCAACCCUGCACUAUUAACCUCGCCAAUUAAUCCUCAGCAUAUGACGAUGUUGAACCAGCUCUAUCAGCUGCAGCUGGCGUACCAACGUUUACAGAUCCAGCAGCAGAUGCUACAGGCCCAGCGGAACGUUUCCGGACCCAUGAGACAACAGGAGCAGCAAGUUGCGCGCACAAUCACUAACCUGCAGCAGCAGAUCCAGCAGCACCAGCGCCAGCUGGCCCAGGCCCUGCUCGUGAAGCCGCCCCCGCCCCCGCCGCCCCUGUCUCUGCACCCCUCUGCAGGCAAAUCGGCCCUGGACAGCUUCCCCCCCCACCCCCAGGCCCCCGGCCUCCCCGACCUGCAGACCAAAGAGCAGCAGUCUUCACCCAGCACCUUCGCUCCCUACCCUCUCGCUGGACUGAACCCAAACAUGAAUGUCAGCAGCAUGGACAUGACUGGUGGUUUAUCAGUGAAGGACCCGUCGCAGUCCCAGUCACGCCUCCCUCAGUGGACACAUCCCAACCCCAUGGAUAACUUACCCGGUGCUGCUUCUCCACUCGACCAGAACCCCAGCAAGCAUGGUGCUAUCCCUGGAGGUCUGAGCAUUGGGCCUCCAGCUAAGUCCUCCAUCGACGACUCCUAUGGCCGGUACGAUUUAAUCCAGAGCAGUGAGUCACCAGCCAGUCCUCCUGUAGCUGUUCCCCAUAGCUGGUCACGUGCCAAAUCUGACAGUGAUAAAAUCUCAAAUGGCUCCAGCAUCAACUGGCCCCCAGAGUUCCAUCCUGGAGUUCCCUGGAAAGGACUUCAGAAUAUAGAUCCCGAGAAUGACCCCGACGUCACUCCUGGAAGUGUCCCCACCGGGCCUACCAUCAAUACCACCAUACAGGAUGUCAACCGCUACCUCCUCAAGAGUGGAGGGUCCUCCCCACCGUCAUCUCAGAGUGCCACACUGCCUUCCUCGAGUGCCUGGCCGCUCGCUGCCUCCGGCUACAGUCGCUCUCUCAGCAGCCUUGUGCCCGCUCCUAGUAUUGCAGGUAAACUGUCAGACAUUAAAUCGACGUGGUCCUCUGGCCCUGCCUCUCACACACAAGCCUCUCUGUCUCAUGAACUGUGGAAGGUGCCCAGAAACACUACUGCACCCACAAGGCCACCUCCAGGGUUAACCAAUCCCAAGCCUUCCUCCACCUGGGGAGCCAGUCCCCUCGGCUGGACCAGCUCCUACUCCUCGGGUUCUGCCUGGAGUACUGACACCUCAGGAAGGACAAGCAGCUGGCUCGUUCUCCGCAACCUCACGCCCCAGAUCGAUGGCUCCACCCUGCGGACGCUGUGCUUGCAGCACGGGCCUCUCAUCACAUUCCACCUGAACCUAACCCAAGGCAACGCCGUGGUCCGGUACAGCUCCAAGGAGGAAGCCGCCAAGGCCCAGAAGUCCCUGCACAUGUGUGUUCUGGGAAACACUACCAUCUUGGCCGAGUUUGCUGGCGAAGAAGAAGUGAACCGUUUCUUAGCCCAAGGCCAAGCACUGCCGCCCACCUCCAGCUGGCAGCCCAGCGCUGGGACCAGCCAGACGCGGCUGGGCGCCUCGGGCAGCUCCCACGGCCUGGUGCGCAGCGACACUGGCCACUGGAACGCCCCGUGCCUGGCAGGCAAAGGGAGCAGCGACCUGCUGUGGGGCGGGGUCCCCCAGUACUCCAGCAGCCUGUGGGGCCCCCCCAGUAGCGACGAUGGCAGGGUCAUCGGAAGCCCCACCCCGCUGAACACUCUGCUUCCUGGCGACCUUCUCAGUGGGGAGUCCAUCUAGCCCGGAGAGGCUGCAUGGGCACCGCAGUCAUCAGCACUAGGAAGAAACGCUGACCCUUUCCAGUCCGGGCGUCGCUGAGGACCCCGCUUGACCCGAGCAGCCCGGCAGCCCUUUCAAGUACCUCUGUCCAGUACUGAAGACGAACCUUGGCCGCAGUCCUUGCGAACUGUUCCCAAGACAGUGCGGGCUGCGCUGGGUCAGUGUCAUGUGUAAUGACAGGAUGCUUCUCACAGCUUUUUAUUUUGUGUCGUCUUAUGUUUGUAUGGUGUGUUGUCAUUUUGAUUUUUUAAGUAUAAAAGCUGCUUAGAAUAGUUCUAUCAUGAAGGGCACUUUUCAGAUUGUGGGCUGGAAAGGGUUAUUUUAUCAAGGGGGUGGGGAGGGGAGGGAGGGAGACGAGAAAGCCUAUUUAAAACGAGCCUGUGACGAUUAUGCACAUUACCAGAGGCGGACCCCGUAAUCAGGGGGAGCUGGCGUCCAUCACUGGGACACGGUCCUGGCGGCCCAGACCAGCGAGCCGAGCGGAAGGAGCGGUCUGCGAUCUGUUCUCUGUUCCCACGGAGCCGCCUAUGCACAUUACCCUUGUUUCAUUACUUUUUCAUGUCAUUUUUUUUAAUCCCAAAAAAUAUUUUUUAAAAGUUAAAAAAAAUAGACAUAUCAAACAUGCAAAUACUUGAAUCCAGCAGGCCAAUAAUGAAAUGUGAACACUUUCUAAGUCUAAUUCUACACUUCCAGGUUGGCAUCAGUACGCAGAAACAGGCUCUAGGAAAAAUUUCUAAGUUCACAGCCUAUGUGUGUGUGUGUUGAAACAGAAGCACGUGUGUGUGUGCGUGCGUGUGCGUGCGCACUUUCUGUGUGUGUUAAGUGUGUGAGGGAUUUAACUGUGGGUUUUCCCUUUUAUUCAGUAUGUGCUUUUUUUUUUUUUUGGCGCAUUGGUCAAACGUUUGUUAUUAUUAGCUUCUAACUUUGCACUGAGUGUCCCUGCCCUUCCUUUAGCUAAUCCUAUACAUUAAAGAGAAUUCAUAGGACAGGGCCGGUGACAAUUCAUGUGUAAAUGUUUACUCAAGGACUCUGUUAUUGCGUUUAAAAAUUACAGUGUAUAUCUCUGGAGAAAUAAUAUGUAUACCUACCUUUAGCAGCUUUUUAUCGUGGACUAAUGCAAGAAAAUUAUUACCAGAGUAUUGCACCAUUUUUCCAUUUGGAAUAUAAAGUUAAAGAGAAAACAACUCUCGUUGAACUGUGGCCAUAGAUACUUGUAGAGGUGGAUGGUUCCGCGGGAGGAACGGAGACAAGCACUUGGACGUGGGUUGUGACUGCUUUCGGAGGAGCCCGAGGCGCGGGCUCCCACCUGUUUACAGACCUUUUUUUCUCCUUCAGACUUUAAAAUAAAAAAAUUUUAAAAAGGAAUUUAAAAAAAGAAAAGAAAAAAAAAAAGACUUCCGUCGUAAAGAAACCUAUUUUCAGAAUGCAGAUCCGCUACUUCAGAGCUCUGGGAUUGAACAGUGUUGUUUUCCCCUCCGGCCACCGUCGUGGACUCUGUCGACUGUCCCCUUCGUCCAGGUGACGAGUUGUGGUCACUGUCUUGCACACGCGGAUGCGCUCUCAGGAAAGCCAGGGUUCCCGAGGGGCAGCUCCACACCAUUUCAUGUAUUUUGUAACCCAACUCCUAGCACUGAAGAUGUUAUUAAAAAACAAACAAAAAAUAAAGAAAAAAAAGAAAAAAGAGGAAAAAAAAAACACAAAGAAGAAAGAUACCUAAUCUCUAACGUGUAGCAGUUACGUAUGUACCAAAUAAUGGACUCAAAGGAAAUAGAUGUUCGAAGAGUGCUUUAUAUAUUAAAAAUUGCUUUAUGUUUUAAAAAUGAUCAAUGUUUUGAUUGUUUUGCAAGAAAGAAAGACAAUGGAGUAACAUACCCUUGAGUAUGUUUAAAAAAAUAUAUGAACAUGUGCUCCCUGCCUGCUUGAUCAGGAAACUUGUGCAUUACAUUUUUUUUAAUUAGCUUUUUAAUGGUUUUAUCAAAACAAAACAAACAAAAAAAAAAAACAAAAAAAAAGAAAAGAAAAAAUAAGUUCCUGCAAAAUUGCAGAUCAACAAAAGCUGGUUUUAUAGAGGAUCAUGAACUAUGCACAAACUGGUUCAAGACUUUUUUCUCAAGUUCAGUAGUGUAUUUAGCUAAACAGACCUUCCUCAGAGUAAGUGCAUCUCAUUGCCAUUACAUGCGUUCUGUAUAUUUGAUGUACACGUCCCUGCGUUAUGUACACCAAAUAUACGUGCGUGCGUGCCCGUGUGCACCCAGACAUACAGCUUCCCAUGCUGCAUUUAGCAUCGAGUUGUAGAAAACUGAUAUUUUUAAAUUGAGGGUGGAAGUAAAGAUUCUCUCUGUUUUUGUUUUUUGUUGGGGUGGGUUUGGUUUUUUUCUUUGGACCUUUUAUUUUGAAUUAAAGAUGUCUGUAACUCUGAGAUUAAAAGACAAGUUUGUGGCUUUUAAUGUUUUUCCUCAUAGAAUGUGAUUGUUGAAGAAAAUGCACCGAAAGUUGCUUUCAAAAGUACAACGCUUUGUUGAAUCUUAAUAAAUUGCAAUUUUUUUUCUUGGCUGUUCAAAUAAAUGUGUUUUUUAUUUUUCA
This is a messenger RNA of Orcinus orca (killer whale), 8743 nucleotides long. RefSeq names its product trinucleotide repeat containing adaptor 6C (gene TNRC6C). Gene Ontology annotation, biological process: positive regulation of nuclear-transcribed mRNA poly(A) tail shortening; miRNA-mediated post-transcriptional gene silencing. The transcript has 20 exons. The record is from RefSeq and is a predicted model, not a curated record. Gene Ontology annotation, molecular function: RNA binding; protein binding. The coding region runs from base 926 to 6121 and encodes 1731 amino acids. Gene Ontology annotation, cellular component: nucleoplasm; P-body. NCBI's taxonomy places the organism in Eukaryota, Metazoa, Chordata, Mammalia, Artiodactyla, Delphinidae.